AGUACACCGCGUUACAGAGGAAUAAAAAUAAAAAUCCACACUGAAACAAAGAAUCCCCAAAUCCACAGGUGGCUUUAGGGUUUUCGUCUCUUUACUCGUAACCGGAAGAGAGGAGGACAAGAUCCUCCACUAAUUUCACAAAAAGCUUAUCUUUUUAUUCGUUUUCGAAUCGAUUCGUUUUCUGGGUUUCAAGAAUCAAAUUCUCUGGUUUCGUUUUUCGUUUUCUUGAUUUGUUCUCUCUCUUUCCGAAAAAGUUUGCAACGAUGGGAAGAGGCAAGUUCAAGGGUAAACCUACCGGCCAACGCCGAUUCUCUAGUGCUGCUGAUAUUCUUGCUGGCACAUCUGCUGCACGUCCUCGAUCAUUCAAACAGAAAGAAGCUGAAUACGAAGAAGAUGUCGAAGACGAGUCAGAGGAGGAAUCUGAAGAAGAAUCCGAAGAUGACGCUGAUGUGAAGAAGAAAGGAGCUGAAGCUGUUAUCGAAGUUGAUAAUCCUAACAGAGUAAAAGCAAAGACCUUAAAAGCAAGAGACCUCGAUGCUAGUAAAACCACUGAACUCUCAAGGCGUGAAAGAGAGGAGCUAGAGAAGCAGCGAGCUCAUGAGCGAUACAUGAGGUUGCAAGAGCAAGGCAAAACCGAACAAGCAAGAAAGGACUUGGAUCGUUUGGCUCUGAUUCGCCAACAGAGAGAAGAAGCUGCCAAGAAGCGAGAAGAGGAAAAAGCUGCAAGGGACGCUAAGAAAGUCGAAGGGCGCAAAUGAGAAGUGAUCACACUCAAAAGACCUACCUACUAUGCAAUUAAGACGUGUUGUUUUUACUUUGUUCUUUUUCGAUUGAUAAAAGAUAAAACCUCUGCUAUUACUCAGGAUCGUAGAUACCUCUCGAUCUUCAAUACAUUUUAAGUUGUCUCGUCUUUUUAGGUUUGAUUUUAAAGGAACCCAAAUAAAGCAUGCUUUUGAACCAUUUA
This is a messenger RNA of Arabidopsis lyrata subsp. lyrata, 964 nucleotides long. RefSeq names its product 28 kDa heat- and acid-stable phosphoprotein. NCBI's taxonomy places the organism in Eukaryota, Viridiplantae, Streptophyta, Magnoliopsida, Brassicales, Brassicaceae. The record is from RefSeq and is a predicted model, not a curated record. Bases 264 to 758 code for a protein of 164 amino acids. Gene Ontology annotation, cellular component: cytosol. Gene Ontology annotation, molecular function: RNA binding. The transcript is spliced from 8 exons.